AAACAAUAAACGUUAAAAAUAUUUUAUUGAGAGGCUGAAAUUCUUAUGAAGAAGCAUUAAAUAUCAGAAUUUAUAAGAAGUAAUAUAUUAAUUUAAUUCUUGGACCAUCUGAAAAUUAUUUCUACUAAAAUGGAGACUGAAAAUAUUCAAGCAGAAGUAAAAGAAGAAAAUAUAAGUAACGAAGAUAAUAUUACGCGUUACAAAUGGACUGGAGACUUAAAGAUCGAUAACGAAGCAGUCGAAUCUGAUGAAUUUUUUCUCACGAACAUGAAUAACUUUGGGUGCAGAAUUUCAAUGAAGCUUGACAAAUACGAAGAUCUAAUUAUAUCUGUGAAGAAAAGUUAUUAUCAAGCAGCACGAGCGACUAUAUCGAUCUUUUCAUUGGAAGAUAAAUUAUUAGCGACUGUUUCAACUGAAAAUUGGAAAAAAUGCUGUGAAGUUCCUAAAAUAUUGAAUGCUACUUUGCAACUGGGUUCAACUGAUGAUGAUGAAUUGAAUGGAUUUAGUUUGGACGAUGAUGACCAAGAAGAUCAUAUCCGGUCAUGUUUCAUUAGAAAAGCAGAAUCAGAGUAUCGGCGACGAACUUGUUCGGUUUCAUAUCCUGCAGAAUUACCAGCUUGCAACAUAACUCUCGUAUGUGUUAUCAAAUGGCUCGGCUUCACUGACGAUUUUUAUUCAUCACUGAGUCUACAAAAAGGCCUGCGCGAUUAUUGUCUUCAAUCGGAUUUCGCCGAUUUGGGAAUUGAAAUCGGGGAUGACAUUUUGCCGGUCCACAAAAUAAUUCUCGUUGCUCAAAGUAAGAAAUUUCUAAAAAAAAUAAACGAUGACAAUGCGUCUAUCGAAAUAAACGACGUCGACAGUGAAACAAUGAAAGAAGUUUUGAUGUUUUUGUAUACCGGGAAAACCAAAGCCGCUGAAGAAACCGAAGUCGCUCGGAAAGUUUUUUCCGCUGCUACGAAUUACGAAAUACUUCAACUGAAAAGUUUGUGCGAAAAUACUUUAAUGAGGAAUAUGGCCAUCGAUAAUGUCCUCGCGAUCGUUGAUAUGGCUUACAAAUUAAAAGCGACGAAGCUGUACGAGAAAUCGUUGGCUUACAUGGUAAAAAAUCGUGAAGAAAUUUUGAAAUUGAAAGAUUUUAAAAGUAAUUGCGUUAAUAAUCCGGAAAUGAUGUUUCAAUUCAUGGAGCUCAUUAUCUCUCAAAAAUAAUCGUUUGAAUUCUUUAUAGUUCUUUAUUAUGAUUUUCGUCAGUUAAUAAAUUAAUUUAACAAAAAAAA
Microplitis mediator is the source of this 1274-nucleotide messenger RNA. RefSeq names its product TD and POZ domain-containing protein 5-like. Gene Ontology annotation, cellular component: cytoplasm. Gene Ontology annotation, biological process: regulation of proteolysis; proteasome-mediated ubiquitin-dependent protein catabolic process. Gene Ontology annotation, molecular function: ubiquitin protein ligase binding. NCBI's taxonomy places the organism in Eukaryota, Metazoa, Arthropoda, Insecta, Hymenoptera, Braconidae. The transcript is spliced from 2 exons. Bases 130 to 1206 code for a protein of 358 amino acids. The record is from RefSeq and is a predicted model, not a curated record.